GCAAAGCAGUUUAGUUUGAAUAUACAGAUCAAUGAAGAUUCCAACACCCUUAUAUAGUCAUGUUUAUAAAUAUGAUGAUGUUUAUGAACCUGCAGAAGAUACUUUUUUGUUUUUGGAUGCCCUGGAAGAUCAAGCUGACAAGAUACAAUCCAUUGAUCCCAAAAUAGUGCUUGAAAUUGGUUCAGGUUCAGGUAUAGUGAGUACCUUCAUUGCGAAAAUUAUUGGAAGCUUGGCUUCUUAUUUUUGUACCGAUAAAAAUCCAUCUGCAAGCGUAUGUACGAGAGAAACCGGAAAAAUCAAUUCUGUACAACUGUUGACCGUUACCACAAAUUUUGUUGAAGGACUUCUACCAAGAUUGAAAAAUAAUGUUGAUGUUCUUUUAUUUAAUCCUCCGUAUGUUGUUACACCAACUAAAGAGAUUGCAGAUGGUGGAAUUGCGUUUGCAUGGGCUGGUGGAACAAAUGGCAGAGAGGUUAUGGACCAAUUUUUUCCACUUAUUCCUGAACUUCUUUCACCCAAGGGUUUAUUCUUUCUUGUUGUUAUUGAAGAAAACAAUCCACAGGAUAUUAUCAAAACUCUGGAUGGUUUGGGACUCAAAGGAGAAAUUAUUAAAACCAGAAAAGCUGGCUUAGAAGUUUUAUCAAUACUUAAAUUCAGCAGAAGCUGACAUACGAAAAUUUUUUCAAGUGCUGUGCUCUGUUCAAAUUUUGUACAAGUAACUUCUCUAU
Molecule: messenger RNA, 728 nt
Organism: Styela clava
Lineage: Eukaryota; Metazoa; Chordata; Ascidiacea; Stolidobranchia; Styelidae
Product: methyltransferase HEMK2-like
Biological process (GO): methylation
Cellular component (GO): eRF1 methyltransferase complex
Molecular function (GO): nucleic acid binding; S-adenosylmethionine-dependent methyltransferase activity; protein methyltransferase activity
Source: RefSeq, a predicted model, not a curated record